Eruca vesicaria subsp. sativa (arugula) is the source of this 468-nucleotide messenger RNA. The record is from the annotation of a GenBank genome assembly. NCBI's taxonomy places the organism in Eukaryota, Viridiplantae, Streptophyta, Magnoliopsida, Brassicales, Brassicaceae.
AUGGGUUCUCUAACACAACUCAUAACUGUCUUCAUGAUGACUAUGUUCAUAAGUGCAACUAUAUCUCAAGCCCAGAAAACGACUACCGUGGUGAUACAUAAUGAUCUUGGAGGUGGUUUAUCGCUAGGAUACCAUUGUAAAUCGGGGAAUGAUGAUCUUGGAUACAGGAGUUUGGCACCGGGUGGAUCAGGGUCCUUUGGCUUCAAACCUGAUAUAUUUGGCCGUACUUGGAAUAAAGAGUCGCAUUCUUUUGAUAUCUAUAAACAAAAGAGAGACAGGGAGUUUGAAAAGUUUGGAUGCAGACGAUGCGAAUGGAAGAUACGCAGAAAUGGACCUUGCAAACUUAACAAAAACAGUCAAAUAAUGACUAAACCAAAUUUCAAUACAGAUAUUGGAAAUACAGCCGAUAGACCCGAUACCACGCAUAGGACGAAACAGAUCAUAGGCCAAGAUGUCAAAAGCGAAUAA